AGAAGAUCAAACCCCAAGAAAUCCAAGCACCCACUAAUUAUUCCACACCCCCCGCAUCGAUCCACAAAUAUUCCCCGCACACAACAACAAAACAACGCAGCAGCAGCAGCAGCGGCCAGAAUAGAAAAGAAGGCAAUAAAAGGUGCCCGAACCCGCGACGAAAAAGAAAGAGGGGGAGAAAAAAGGGUUUGGUUUUUAUUAAGCGAGAGGAGGAGGCGAGCAGCAGCAGUAGUACUCUUACUACCCUAGCUAGCAUACGAUGGAAGCGAUCCAAAUCGGAACCCAAUCCCAAAGGCGCAUGAAUGAUCCACCAGCUCCAGCAGUGGCCCUCCCUGUUGCUGCCUCCGCCUUCCUCCCGCUGCUGCUGCUGCUGUUCCUAUUUUUCUUUCCCCCACUUCCCAAUCUCCCCUCUCGUGCGCCUCGUCCCCCGUUGUUCGUAGUGUUCAAGUCAUCAUCAUUAGUACUAGUAUUAACUGUCCCGCUCCGCUUCGUGGCGAAGAAGAUCCGGCCGCACAUCGAUUCGACUUUUCCUCGCCUCGCCUGGGGCAUAUAGUGGGAAAGUGCCGCAUUCGCUCCUGUUUCUUGGUGCGGGGAAAACCCUACGGGAGGGGAAAGCUUCUGGGUUCCUCUGCUGGAGUUUGGAUCUAGGUUUCGGUCCUCGCCGCCAUGGACGCCGCCGGCGCCGGAGACGGGCCGCCGCGGGAGGCGCCGGAGGAGAGGACGCCCCAGAUCCCUGCGCCGCCGGCCGUGGCCGCCCCGGCCUCCGCCUCCGGGGGCGCCGCGGGCCCUUCUGGCUCCGGGGAGAAGCCGGUGAAGCGCAUGAUGAAGACCCCCUACCAGCUCGAUGUUCUCGAACAGACGUAUUUAGCGGAGCAGUACCCCUCGGAGGCCAUGCGCGCCGAGCUGUCAGUGAAGAUAGGCCUGUCAGACAGGCAGCUGCAAAUGUGGUUCUGCCACAGGCGGCUCAAGGACCGCAAGCCGCCGGCCAAGAGGCAACGGCGGGACGAAGAGGGCCCAGCAACACCUGUGCCCGUGCCGCCGCCUGUGUUGCCGCUACAGGCAAUGCCGCUGGCGAGCACCGACCUUAUGAUGAGCGCCGGCAGUCCUUAUGACGAGCCGCUGCUGCCCCUUGCUCACUCCCGUAGGGGAGCUGGACGGUCUUCGGCAGUGCCCAGGAUUUCUGCACCUGACAUUGGGAGGGACAUUGGGAGGAGGUAUUAUGAGCCAUUGCCUGUUAUGCUGCCACCACCCGUGGCGCCGAUGCAGUUCAGGCAAGCUGAGCUCAGGGUGAUUACUUCUGUUGAGUCACAGCUUGGGGAACCGUUGAGGGAGGAUGGACCCGUCCUCGGUGUUGAUUUUGAUCCGCUUCCUCCAGGCGCCUUUGGUGCACCAAUCGUUCCGGAGCAGCAAAAGCAGCCUGUCCGAUCAUAUGACGCAAAGAUAUUUUCUAGGCAUGAUCCGAAUCUCUUAAAGGUGUCCUCAUUUUUGCCCAGCAUGGAGCACCCUUUUGUUCCGAAUUCGUUUGCUGGGAAGAGAAAAUCAACGGUUGGUAAUCCACCACCUCAAGUUCACCCUCAUGGUGGAUCGAGGGCAGUUCAUGAGUAUCAAUUUCUUCCUGAGCAGCCAAGUGAUACGUACGAGAGAGCAAGUAGAUCUCAUUACUAUGACACUCCGGUUGAAGCUUCAAAUUCGAGGAUUCCAUCUCUCACUCCAGGACCGCACCUUCUCCAUGGAUCUGAGGAUAUGGUGCCUGGUUAUGCUUUUGAAGGCCAAGGUCUUCUGCCUCAAUCUGGCAGGCCUCAGGUGUUUCCUGCAGUAUCGACAGAUUACGAGAUGAAUCAAUCUAAUAGCAACAUUAAUUCUGUGCCAGUCGAUGGUCAAUUUGGUAGUUCUCAUGUUGCUGGCUUUGAAGACCCACUUAUAUCAUCGGAAACAAGGGCUUAUCAUGAUGAAGAUGCUUCUCGAGUGGAUAGGAAGCGAAAACAUAACGAGGAAGCAAAAAUUGCAAAGGAAGUCGAAGCUCAUGAAAAGCGGAUUAGGAAGGAGCUUGAAAAACAAGACAUAUUGAGGAGAAAGAGAGAGGAACAAAUGCGCAAGGAAAUGGAGAGACAUGAUCGUGAAAGGAGAAAAGAAGAGGAGCGAUUGCUUCGCGAGAGGCAAAGAGAGGAAGAGAGGUUCCAAAGGGAGCAAAGGCGGGAACAUGAGCGCAUGGAGAAGUUUUUGCAGAAGCAAUCUAGACGAGCAGAGAAACAAAGACAAAAGGAGGAACUCAGAAAAGAGAAAGAGAUGGCUAGGCAGAAGGCUGCUAAUGAAAGGGCCACAGCACGAAGAAUUGCACGGGAGUAUAUGGAGCUUGUGGAAGAUGAGCGCUUGGAGCUAAUGGAAUUGGCUGCGCAAAGCAAAGGGUUACCCUCAAUGCUUUGUCUUGAUAGUGACACAUUGCAGCAGCUGGAUUCAUUCCGAGGCAUGUUGAGCCAAUUCCCCCCUGAAAUGGUGAGAUUGAAGGUGCCAUUGUCGAUAAAGCCUUGGACAGGAUCCGAGGAAAGUGUUGGAAAGCUUUUGAUGGUGUGGAAAUUCUUGAUUACUUUUGCUGAUGUCCUCGAGCUUUCUUCAGUUACACUUGAUGAGUUUAUUCAGUCUCUUCAUGAUUAUGAUUCAAGGUUGUUGGGGGAAUUGCAUGUUGCUCUUCUGAAAUCUAUCAUAAAGGAUAUCGAGGAUGUCGCCCGAACUCCAUCGGUUGCAUUGGGGGUAAAUCCAGGAGGUGGCCAUCCACAAAUUGUUGAAGGGGCAUAUUCUUGGGGAUUCAAUAUACGUAACUGGCAGCGCCACCUCAAUCUUCUUACCUGGCCUGAAAUUUUACGGCAGUUUGCUUUAUCUGCUGGUUUUGGACCUCAACUGAAGAAAAGGAAUGCUGAAGAUGUUUUUUAUCGUGAUGAAAAUGAGGGCCAGGAUGGUCAGAAUGUCAUAUCCGCUCUCCGAAAUGGCUCAGCAGCCGUGCGUGCUGCCGCUUUGAUGAAAGAAAGAGGCUACACCCAUCGUCGAUCCCGGCAUCGCCUUACUCCUGGGACGGUAAAAUUUGCUGCUUUCCAUGUGCUUUCUCUUGAAGAUAGCAGUGGUCUCACAAUAUUGGAAGUUGCAGAGAAAAUCCAGAAAUCUGGACUUAGAGAUCUUACCACAAGCAAGACACCUGAGGCAUCUAUAGCUGCCGCCUUGUCAAGGGAUACAAAACUUUUUGAGCGAACUGCUCCUUCGACAUAUUGUGUAAAGUCCCCUUACAGAAAAGAUCCAGCUGAUUCUGAGCCUGUGUUGUCAGCAGCACGUGAAAAAAUUAGGGCUUUUCAGAAUGUGCUGUCUGACUCUGAAGCUGAAAAAGAGGUGGAUGAUGUUAGAGACGAGGAAUCUGAUUGUGAUGAUGACCCUGACGGUGAUGAUGUGAAUAUUGAGGUAGGAGAUGAGAAGGACCCCCUUCUUGCUGUUAAAGCACAAGGUGUAGUACCAACUGCGACUAAAGUUGGUGAAGUAAAAGGGGAUCCAGAUGGUUUGGGUGCUGCAUUAACUCGACCAAUUAGUUCUACUACAUCUCGAAAAGAUAUCGCCAUGCUUUCUUUAGGCGACUCCAGUGCAGUAGGUACUUCAAGUGUUUCACCUCUCAGAGCUUCAUCAGAUCAUCCUGAGGUAAUCACUGGUGAUGCUGAAGAUACACAGAUCGAUGAAAGCAACCAAGGUGAGUCUUGGGUACAGGGACUAGCAGAAGGUGACUAUUGUGAUCUUAGUGUCGAAGAACGUCUAAAUGCAUUGGUCGCGCUUGUUGGUGUUGCCACUGAAGGGAACUCUAUUCGAGCUGUUCUCGAGGAACGUUUGGAAGCAGCGAAUGCCAUAAAAAAACAAAUGUGGGCGGAGGCACAACUUGAUAAAAGACGUUCCAAAGAAGAGUUUGCUAGCAAAGUGCAGUAUAAUUCUUACACGAGUUUAAAGGCCGAUGUUAUUCCAGAAAAUAAUGCCACAGAGACUACUCCAACUCCAGUCCGUAAUCUUGAUAUAGACAAUGACGAAAAUGCAGGGACUUCAAACAAUAAUGAGAUACUUAAUCAACAGAGUAAUGCUGGCAAUGCAUCUUAUGAAAGGAAUGGCACGGGGCAAGAAACCAGUGCAACACCAGAUAAUUUAUCUGCUCAGCAGUAUGCAUAUGCCGAUAAAACACGGUCUCAGUUGAAAUCAUAUAUUGGUCAUAGAGCAGAGCAGCUGUAUGUUUACAGAUCGCUUCCCCUGGGACAGGAUCGGAGACGAAACCGAUAUUGGCAGUUUUCAACUUCCACAUCACCAAAUGAUCCUGGUUCAGGAAGAAUCUUUUUUGAAUCGAGAGAGGGAUAUUGGAGGGUUAUUGACUCAGAGGAGGUGUUUGAUGCUCUGGUAGCUUCCCUUGAUACACGUGGCAGCCGGGAGGCACAACUGCACUCGAUGCUGCAAAGGGUUGAGUCAACCUUUAAGGAAGGUAUUAAGAGGAAACAAGGCGCAGCCAUUGAACAAUCAGCUGGAAGGUACCUAAAGAAUGGAGCUACUGAUACAAUGCGUGCAAGUUAUCGUAGUGAGUUUGGAAGCCCAAGCAGUACUCUUUCCAGUGUCUCUGCUGAUAGCGCCACCACAUAUUCUGAUUCGUUCAAAAUAGAGCUUGGACGUAAUGAUGUGGAGAAGAUAUCUAUCUCAAAAAGGGCGGAUAGUUUUUUAAAAUGGAUGUGGAGCGAAUGUUGUGAUCGCCAACUGACAUGUGCCAUGAAGUAUGGGGAGAAAAGAUGCUCUGCACUGAUGCAUUCUUGUAAUUACUGCUAUCAGAUUUACUUAGCAGAAGAAAGGCACUGCUCGUCUUGCCAUAAGACCUUCAAAUCCAUUUAUAAUUAUUCUGAGCACACGUCACAAUGUGAAGAGAAGAGAAGAACUGACCCUAACUGGAAGAUGCAAAUUGCAGACUAUUCUGUUCCAAUUGGAAUGAGAUUGCUCAAGUUGCAGUUAGCUACCAUUGAGGCUUCGAUACCAUCAGAAGCACUUCAACCUUUUUGGAGUGAUGGAUAUCGGAAAUCUUGGGGUGUGAAGUUGCACUCUACCACAUCCGUUGUGGAAAUAUUCCAGAUGUUGACUCUACUGGAAGGUGCAAUAAGACGAGACUACCUGUCUUCUGAUUUUGAAACAUCAAAUGAAUUGCUUAAUAACUCAAAGACAGAAGAUAUGCCUUCCCAGAAUCCUUCCUCAUCACCUGGAACUUCUGUACUUCCAUGGGUUCCUGACACUACUGCUGCCAUCACAUUAAGAAUGUUAGACCUUGAUUAUGCUGUUUCAUAUGUACAGAAUCAAAAGGAGAGAGAUGGUGGAGAUUCCAUGAAGCUUGCAUCAAGGUAUACUGUUGUUAAGAAGGCACAAGAUAUAGAGCCAUUGGAACCAACUGGUUUUGACCUGUAUGAUGCAAGGGGGCCUCCCAGUAGUGGCCGCAGGGGUCGUGGAAGAGGAAGUAGAGGAGGUAGCAGGGGAGGAAGAGGUCGAAGUCGAGGUGGAAGGAUCCCAAGAGGUAUUAGCAGCUCAUCUAGGAUUGAAUUUAUGGAUGAGGAUGCUGCAUAUGAGAAAGCCCCAAGAAAGAACGCACGUCGAGGACGUGGCCGUGGCCGUGGCCGUGGGCGCGGACGUCGAACAGUUAGGCCUCGGCAGCCAUUAUCUGAGGGCAGAGGCAGAUCGAUUCCAAAGGCUCAUCUGUUGGGAAGCUUCAGCAUGCUUAGCAAUGUGAAGCCUUCUGCUGUUGAGGAGUCUCCACGAAGCUCAGGUGCAGAAGAGUGGGGCUUGGAGAGCAGAAGACCGUACAUCCAAGGUGAAGGUGACGAGAACAGCUCUGGAUCCGAAUCAGAUCAAUCAGAAGACAACGGGGAAAACGGCCAGCCCAUGGACGAGGAGUAUGAGGAGGAGCAGGUUCCAGAUUACUCGAGAGCCUAUUCUGGUGGAUUGAGACCCCUUGCCCAUGUCAUGAUGGAUGAUGAGACCGAGGAUGAUGAUGAAGAUGCUGAAGGGGACGGAGAGGGUGACGAGGAAGAAUAUGACGUGAACCAUGCUUCCGCCGAUGUUGAUGAUGAGAUGGACGAGGAUGAUGAUAUAGGUGAUGAUGGGGAUGAUGGUGGUGAUGGAGUUGAGGUGAAUGCAGAUGAAGAUGAAGGCGCGACCUCAUACUCGUCAGAGUACAGUGAAUAAGAGCUUCUGUCUCCGGUGACCAUUUAUGCAGGUAGUGAUACUGGUGGACAAUAAUAAGCCUUUUGCCCCUUUUUGGGGGCAUAGUGGGCUAGAUGUGGAACGGGGAAGCUGUUGCUCGGUAGGUUGGUAUGUAUGUAGUACAGCAGUCAGGUUUGUAUUGGUUAUCUGGUGGCACAUCAUGGUGGCUGCCUCGACAAUCUGCCAGUGUAAAAAGUGUGUGCCUUGUUAGUUUACUAAUUCGUUGGAGCAGUGCAAUUCCCUCAUGUGUACAAGUACAAUGUGCCCAAGGCAGAGUAUAAUUUUUAUCAGAAGAGCUGCCUCUGUUCUCCGUUGCAUGAUA
Molecule: messenger RNA, 6565 nt
Organism: Triticum dicoccoides
Lineage: Eukaryota; Viridiplantae; Streptophyta; Magnoliopsida; Poales; Poaceae
Product: homeobox-DDT domain protein RLT2-like
Exons: 18
Coding region: 667-6225 (1852 amino acids)
Biological process (GO): regulation of transcription by RNA polymerase II
Molecular function (GO): DNA binding
Source: RefSeq, a predicted model, not a curated record